CCUAGCCCAAGCGCUCCCAAUGCGACAAACAAUAACAAGGCCUCGAUUCUCAACAACUUCAACCUCACGAACCCCAGAACGAAUGUCUGCCACACCCUCACUCCCAGCUCGACAUCCACCAUGACUACAAAUACGCCUCCGAGCAAGCGCGCAAGGAUGCGACGCGACCACACCGUUCCUGAGGCGGGCUCCCUCAACGCCACGAUGUUACGAUACCCAGGUACUUCACUGUUCGUCGUGCCUAUCUGUUGGACACCAUUGCACUCACAGCUGCUGGGCGUCAGCUUCUCUCAACAACCAGACCAGCGCACUCCCAUGCCUGCAAACACUUCUUCGCCACGCAGAUCGCGGCUGUAACAAGGGCUCAUGUGAGGGCUUGGCAUAAUGAUGCUUAGAUUGCUAAUAAUCUUUUAAGGGAUACUG
Microdochium trichocladiopsis is the source of this 423-nucleotide messenger RNA. RefSeq lists its product as uncharacterized. The record is from RefSeq and is a predicted model, not a curated record. NCBI's taxonomy places the organism in Eukaryota, Fungi, Ascomycota, Sordariomycetes, Xylariales, Microdochiaceae. The transcript has 2 exons. The coding region runs from base 121 to 357 and encodes 78 amino acids.